Molecule: messenger RNA, 1301 nt
Organism: Vanrija pseudolonga
Lineage: Eukaryota; Fungi; Basidiomycota; Tremellomycetes; Trichosporonales; Trichosporonaceae
Product: putative isomerase
Exons: 2
Coding region: 173-1228 (351 amino acids)
Biological process (GO): biosynthetic process
Cellular component (GO): cytoplasm
Molecular function (GO): isomerase activity
Source: RefSeq, a predicted model, not a curated record
CUGCUCCGCUUCGUCAGCACCGUCGGUGGGCCGACCGACAGUGAUAAGCCCUGCCUUGCCGCCGGCCCGGGACCGACCGACCGAGCGACGACCCACUUCCCACCCACAACCGGUUUCCAUCUCGCCUCUCAACUCACUCUUGUUUCAUUACCCCCCACACCACACCCGCGCCAUGUCCGCCGCCGCGCUGCCCACCCCCGGCCCCUCAACCCCGGGGAGCACGACCCCGCCCGCCACCGCCCCCCUAGGCGCGCUAUACACCCCGCAGCGGCACCCGCUCCCCUACCACCUGAUCAACGCGUUCGCGACGAGCGCGCACAGCUCGGGCAACCAAGCCGCCGUCGUCGUCCUCUCCCCCUCCGCAUCCAGCGCGGCAUACACCGACGCAUGGCACGUGCACGUGGCCGCCGACUUCGGCUUCGCAGAAACCGCGUUCGUGGUCCCGCUCGACCUGGCGGCCGACGAGCCCGUGUACGAGAUCCGCUUCUUCACGCCGACCGUCGAGGUGCCGAUGUGCGGCCAUGCGACGCUCGCCGCAGGCCACGCGCUGCUGUCCUACAUCCACGCUACUGCCCGCGCGGUGCACUUCCGCACCAGGGUACGCGGGAGCCUGGCUGCCAGCAUCGUUGAAGGCAGCCGGCGCGGCGCCGGCGCGCGCAUCGCCCUCGACUUUCCCCUCACCGUGCCCCAGGCCCCGCCGGACGACACGAUCGCGAGCAAGAUUGCUGCGCUGGUCGCCGCUGCCGCUGGCGUGCCUGCGCACGACGUGAUCCAGGUCGCUGCGGCGGACUUUGGGACGGGCACGGGGGUCAUUGUCGAGGUUAAGCCCGAGGUGGAUCUGCGGUCGUUGCGCGUGGACACGAAGCCGCUGUCCCGCCGCGAAACCCAGCUCACAAUGAUCACCCAACUCGCCGGCGCCUCGCCCACCACCCCCAACGCCAUCCGCAUCAACACGCGCGUCUUCGCGCCCCACAUCGGCAUCGACGAGGACCCCGUCACGGGCGCAGCGCACACCGCGCUCGUGCCCUACUAUCUCGACGGGCCAGCGACAGAACGCGUCCGCGCGCUCCUUCCUGCCGGAGCGGACCCGCGCGCCGCCAUCGUCGACGCGCACCAGCUCUCCGCGCGCGGUGGCGCCAUCGAGGGCAGUAUCGUCAAUGGCCGCGCCAAGCUUGUCGGCCGCGCAUGGCGCUGGGGCAAGGGCGAGCUGACUGAGGAGGACGAGUAGGCGGCCGUGGGCCGUGGGGCCUCGGGGCCGUGCGAGGGCCCGUGGGUGAUGCAUUAUCAAUGACACGGUUACG